Messenger RNA from Bombus pyrosoma, 2500 nucleotides. RefSeq names its product D-glucuronyl C5-epimerase B (gene Hsepi). The record is from RefSeq and is a predicted model, not a curated record. The transcript is spliced from 7 exons. Gene Ontology annotation, cellular component: Golgi apparatus. Gene Ontology annotation, molecular function: heparosan-N-sulfate-glucuronate 5-epimerase activity. Gene Ontology annotation, biological process: heparan sulfate proteoglycan biosynthetic process. Bases 260 to 1963 code for a protein of 567 amino acids. NCBI's taxonomy places the organism in Eukaryota, Metazoa, Arthropoda, Insecta, Hymenoptera, Apidae.
UAGACAAUGCAAUUAACGAGAACAGAUACAACAUUUUGGUUACUGCAGACGAUAUUAUGAAUGGAAUGUAUGAAACAAUAGCUAACAUCGAUAACCAUCGGUGAUUAAACGUAUAAAGUCCUUGGUGGAAAAUGUAAAGGGAAUAUCCAUAAAAAAGAAUUCUAUAAUUUAAAAAAAAUGGGGGAAAAAAUAUUUAUCUUUAAUCGAAGCUGUUUUUAACAGAUAGGAAGGCAAGAAUUUUAAUAAUAUCUUGUUUUAUAUGAUGAUGAGGUUGAACUUUAAAACAUUAUUACUUGUAAUAAUAGUUGCAGUAUUAAGUUCAAUAUUGACAUCAUGGAAUAAUUGUGGCAGCCCAUCGUUUUUUAAAAACACUGAUUGGAAAUCAAAAUUUCAGCAUAAAGACCGAGUAAAUUUAGAAACUGGAUAUCAGGAGAUAGAUUGUCAUAUAAAUGGUGAUUAUUCUAUUGGAUGUCGUAAAGAAGGAGAUGAAGUUUACAUACCAUUUUCAUUUAUUCAUAAAUAUUUUGAGAUUUAUGGAAAAUUAGCCACGUAUGAUGGCUUAGAAAGAUUUGAAUGGUUACACAGUUAUUCCAAAAUCGUUAAUCCUAAAGGAAAAUAUGAUCCCAGAGGAGUGUUUAUGACCUUUGAAAAUUAUAAUGUUGAAGUUCGAGAACGUGUUAAAUGUAUUAGUGGAAAUGACGGAGUACCAAUAUCUACUCAAUGGGAGAGUCAGGGAUAUUAUUAUCCUACUCAAAUUGCUCAAUUUGGAUUAUCACAUUAUAGCAAAAAUUUGACAGAACCAGAACCUCACAGAAAAGUGAUAGAUGACUCUGACAAAGUUAAAAGAGAAUGGAUUAUACCUCAAGGAUCUAUUGCAUCUAGAAUAUUUGAUAAACAUGUUAACAGUCACGUAAUGAGAUUUGCAACACCAGAAACUAGUACAUCUGGUAUUACCUUAAAAUUAGAUCAUGUACUUGAUUUUGUAUUGAAAUGGGAUUUUAAUAUUAAAGAUAAUGGAAGCAUUAUGAUCACAUUGCAAUCUAGAGAAAGAAAAGAAACGUAUUAUCUUCAUUAUGUUACUAGUAACAUAGUAUUGCAUAUAUAUAACAAUCACGUUUAUUAUGGAAUUGGUCAAAUUAAUCAUCAAUGGAGAAGAUUCACUAGAGACCUAGUAAUAGAUUUACAGAAAGGUUUAUACUUAAAUGAUAAAAAUAAAAAGAAAAUGUCUCGCUCGAAAUUAAAGAUCGUGAAAAUUACAUUGUAUGGAUCUGGAAUGAUUGAUAAUGUAACAUUAUCUACAAGCGAACACAUGGAACAAUUCUAUGAUGCAGCUAGAUGGUUUGUUAGUAACCAGAACAUUAGUUCUGGUGGAUGGGCAAAUCCUGUCAGAAGAAAAGUAGCCCCUGGAAUGGCUACCCUUGAACCUGGAUGGUAUUCUAGUAUGGGCCAAGGACAUGCAAUUUCUGUAUUAGCACGAGCAUAUUAUCAUUCGGGCGAAGAAAAAUAUUUGCAAGCUGCUAUUAGAGGUUUGCAACCUUUUAAGGUAUCUUCUAGUAAAGGCGGCGUAGCUGCAAUAUUUUUAAGCAAAUACGUGUGGUACGAAGAAUACCCUACGACACCCUCUUCAUUUAUACUUAAUGGAUUUAUUUAUUCUUUAAUUGGUUUGUAUGAUCUAAAAAGCAUAGCAACAGGUAAGGAUGCGGUAGAAGCAUCUCGCCUUUUUAAUCAGGGUAUGACAUCCUUGAAAAACAUGUUAACGCUAUACGAUACAGGUUCUGGUACUACAUAUGAUUUACGUCAUUUUACGUUAAAAACUGCUCCAAAUUUAGCUAGAUGGGAUUAUCAUUCUACUCAUAUUAAUCAACUUCUUCUUUUAAAUUCGAUCGACAAUGAUCCGAUUUUUACUACUACAGCAGAACGAUGGAUAGGUUACAUGAAUGGUAAGAGAGCUGCACACAAUUAACAUACUAUCCUUUAGCGAUAAAUUGAUUUUUGCAUUCACUUUUAUUUUUAAUUUAUUGAUAUUUAAUAUUUCGUUCCGUCUGCUCUAUUUUGUAUCAUACAUUUUGUAAAUAAAAAAAAUAGUCACAGAAUAAAGUGGACCAAACUAUACUUAUCUUUUUAUGUAAUUGUUGUUACAUGGAAACAGUAACAAUCAAAUUCAUGACAUUUGUUCGUUAUUAAUGGAUGCUGCGUAUGUACUUGGCUAUCCCAUCAUAGCAAAAUGUCAAAUUUAGUAUUUAAUAGCUAAAACUACGUAUAUUUAAAAAGACAAGCGUAUUAUUACAUUUAAAAGUAAUUUAUUUCAUUUAAUUAUAACAAAUAAAAUGCCUAUUUAGAGUAUUUCAGAUAUUUUAAAUUAAUAUUUAGAAAAAACCAUCCCUGAACAUGACUUAUGAAACUUAAUUUGUAGAUAUAAUGGAAUGAUAUAUGUAAUUGCGUUACAUGUAAAUUUUGUACUUAAAGAAUUAAACUCAACAUUUAAACUAUUUUAUAAAUA